Anolis sagrei ordinatus is the source of this 844-nucleotide messenger RNA. It is a transcript of the gene SS18L2, whose product is annotated as SS18 like 2. The record is from RefSeq and is a predicted model, not a curated record. NCBI's taxonomy places the organism in Eukaryota, Metazoa, Chordata, Lepidosauria, Squamata, Anolidae.
CCCCACAAUCCUUUGCCUCUCCGCCUCACGAAGUUCUCUCUCUCUCUCUCUCUCUCUCUCACCUUCCGCCCUCUCGGUGCCUCCUCAUGUCGGUGGUCUUCUUGCCCGAGCGGGUGCGGGGCAAAGCGGAGGUGAACCAGGAGACGCUGCGGAGGCUGAUGGACGAAAAUGACCAGCUGAUCCGCUGCAUUGUGGAGUACCAGAACAAAGGCAGGGCUGCGGAAUGCAUUCAGCUCCAGCACGUCCUUCAUCGCAACCUCAUUUACUUGGCGACGAUCGCGGACGCUUCUGCUUCGUCAAACGCCGAAAAGUCCGCAGCGGAAGGAUAAGACCGUGUUCCUGGGCUCUGUUCUUGCUUGUUGGUGUAGCCCUCCUUUCCUUUCCAAACGAAUGGCGUUUAUAAACAAUGUACGAUUCUGCUUCCUCCUUAGAGGUCAACUAAAAGAGCAAGCACAGUAUUGUAAUACGCCUAGCCAGCAGACGAGAAGCCAGCUCGGGGAAAGGUCAUCGCAAUGCUUUCAUGUUGGUGAGAGCAUAAUGUUUUCUUGUUAGCAAAAGGUAUUUAGGCUUCUUACAAUACCACUAUUGUGUAUGCAGUGACUUGUGUCUUUACUCAGAAGGCUUGGAGGAAGCUGUCUUUUCAGGAAAGCGUUUAUUGACAAGACCUGGACGCAGGUUCCCUUUCGUCUUUCCUUGACUUCCUUUGCAACAUUAUAUUCCCGUUCUUAACCUGGAGAGACAUGUUACAGGCUCUCGAAGGAGUAUUCUUUCCCCUGAAACGAUCCUUGAUGCAACCAAGCACUGGAAACAAUAAAUAAAUAAAUAAACACUGCUUCAAAUUGAA